AGAAAGCGCGCUAGUCCUUAUUCCGCCUAGUCUCCGCACACAUCAGGAUCCCCCAGCUUCCAGUUCGCAGUCCACUCUGAAAUGUGAUUCACAAUGGACAACCAACAUGGAAAUCUACAAGCAACUCCACCUGAAGGCCAGAGGAAGUUCUUCAUCCAAAUGUCGGGCGCGCCAGGCUCUGGCAAGAGCACCAUGGCAAACCUACUGCGACAACCUCUUGGGGCGGUGGUAAUCGAUCACGACAUCGUCAAAUCAACGCUCCUUGCCGACGACGUUUCGUUCAACCAGGCUGCGAGAUUGGCGUAUAACCUUGGCUGGGCGCUUGCUGGGUCCAUGAUGAGGCAAGGACUCAAUGUCAUCGUCGACAGUGUUUGCAAUUACCAUGAGACACUGGCUCAGGGAUCCAAGCUGGCCGAGCUCUACGGGUUCGAGUAUUGGUACAUCGAAUGUCGAGUCGAUGAUAUGGACCUGCUAGAUGAGAGGCUGCGCAAGAGGAUCCCGCUGAGAAGCCAGCGGACAGGCGUCGCCCGGCCGCCGGUGGAUGUUUCUAUCUCUCAAGCUCAAGGAGGUGAAGACCCCCGUGCUCUGUUUCGGAGGUUCAUCGAGAACCCGUGCCGGCCAGGAGAAGGGGAGAGGGCGAGCGUUGUUGUCGUCGACUCGGCUGAGAGUCCCGAGGGCGGGCGAGACUACAUCCUGGAGCGAAUGUCUCUUGGGUAACUAGAACGACGACGUCGAACUCCUGUGUACCAAACGAGAUUGCCUGCUCAGACCACUGCAAAGCGCGUCGUUCAAAAGCCACUCGCCCCAAAACUUUUUGAUCCUGGCAGCGCUGGCAGAAUCAAACCUUCCGCUUUUCCCAGUUG
Molecule: messenger RNA, 863 nt
Organism: Chaetomium fimeti
Lineage: Eukaryota; Fungi; Ascomycota; Sordariomycetes; Sordariales; Chaetomiaceae
Exons: 3
Coding region: 94-717 (207 amino acids)
Source: RefSeq, a predicted model, not a curated record